Molecule: messenger RNA, 2036 nt
Organism: Leptopilina boulardi
Lineage: Eukaryota; Metazoa; Arthropoda; Insecta; Hymenoptera; Figitidae
Product: alanine--glyoxylate aminotransferase 2, mitochondrial
Exons: 8
Coding region: 337-1845 (502 amino acids)
Biological process (GO): glyoxylate catabolic process
Cellular component (GO): mitochondrion
Molecular function (GO): L-alanine:glyoxylate transaminase activity; pyridoxal phosphate binding
Source: RefSeq, a predicted model, not a curated record
AUUAUAAAUGACAUUUUUCAGUCGCCUAUAGAAUAAUAACUUUAUAUCACAGUCGUUACAAUGGUUGCCUACGUGCAGAGCUUGAAAGGAGUGUGGGCAAGAAUUUUUUACUUUCAAAUUAAAGCCGCUUUCUGUAUAUUACUAAUAGUUCGUAAAGCGCAUUUAUACUAGACGGUCAACUUGAAUUUAUCUGUACAAUUCUUUUUUUAAAUUACACUAUUAGUCAAUUACAAUCAACGAAAAAUCCUUAAAUAAUAUUAAUUGUAAAUAAUCAUUUAAAUCAAAUGACAAAAUUUAAAAUAAAAUAAGAAUUUAAUUCAGAGGAAAUUAAUUAAAAUGCCGCUUUUUAAAUAUGCUGUAAACCGUUGGAGUAAAGUUUGUAAAUUUAGCACUUUGCCCGAGAUACCAGAAUGUAAACAUGUUCCAUCUGCUUAUCAUGGUCCCGAUUAUAAUUCGAUAUUAAAGGCACAAUUUGAAAACGUGUCUCCAAGUUUGAAACCCUUUUACAAAAAACCACUACUACUUCAUGAAGGAAGAUCUCAAUGGCUUUGGAAUCAUGAAGGAAAACGAUUUCUUGAUAUGUUUGCUGGAAUCGCUACCGUUUCAGUCGGACACUCACAUCCAAAAAUUGUGGCAGCAGCAACGGAACAAAUGUCCAAACUUGGAUACACGCCGACAAUUUACAUGCAACCACGUGUACUCGAGUACGUUGAGAAAUUAACAAACAAAUUACCUGGAGAUUUGAAGGUGGUUUAUCUAGUGAACUCGGGAUCAGAAGCAACGGAACUGGCUUUUUUGAUGUCAAGAGUGUAUACCGGAAAUCAUGACAUAAUUUCUCUAAAAAAUGCUUAUCACGGAGGAACUUAUGCUGCCUCAACUGCAACAGCAAUGUCUAACUUUAGGCAUUCAAUUUCUCGACCUCCAGGACACAUCCACGUAAUGAAUCCCGAUGUAUAUUUAGGACCGUGGGGUGGCUCUAGGUGUCGAGACACUCCAAUUUUAUUAAGAACAAGAAAAUGUCAUUGUGUCAAAAACGAAUGCAAAGCAUCUGAAAAGUAUUUUUCCGAAUUUCUCAAUACUUUCAAAUUUUCUUUACCAAAAGAUGGAAAUCUUGCAGCUUUUAUUGCUGAAAGCAUUCAGGGAAUUGGAGGAGUAGUGCAAUUUCCGAAAAAUUAUUUAAAUAAAGUUGUGAAUCAAGUUCAUAAAACUGGAGGUCUUUAUAUUGCUGAUGAAGUGCAAACUGGUUUUGGAAGAACUGGAGAACAUUUUUGGGGAUUUGAAUCUCAGGGUGUACAACCGGAUAUUGUCACAAUGGCAAAAGGAAUUGGAAAUGGAUUUCCUUUGGGAGCUGUUGUUACCACGCCAGAAAUUGCGAAUGCGUUAAAUAAAGCUUCUCAUUUUAACACAUUUGGCGGGAAUCCACUAUCUUGUGCAGUAGGGUCUGCAGUUCUUGACGUUAUAGAAGAAGAGGAGUUACAAAAAAAUUGUUUGGAAGUGGGAACACAUUUGCUUCAUAGACUGAGCACACUGAUGUUAGAAUAUCCAAAUAUAAUUGGAGAUGUUCGAGGGAAAGGACUAAUGAUUGGUGUGGAACUUAUUAAUGACCCUUUAACUAAAGAAUCUCUUGACACUCAGUCUGUGUCAGGCAUUUUUGAAGAUAUGAAAGACAUGGGAGUUUUAGUCGGCAAAGGAGGUGUAAACGGAAAUGUAUUAAGGCUAAAACCGCCAAUGUGCGUAACAAAGCAGGAUGCAGAUUUUACUUUAGAAGUAUUGAAAAACGCCAUACAAAGACAUCAAGAUAAAAUCUUGAUUGACAAGGAAUCUGUAUUUAUGAAUUCUAAUUGAAUGGCUAUUUUUAGAAAAAUUUAUUCAAUGCUACGAGGUGAUAUUAUAUAAUCAACAUGUAUACAUUAUGAGAAUCUUAAAAGACAAUGAAAAGAGAAAAAUAAUUAUUUUUCCAUUUUUCAUUUAUUUUUACAUUUUUUGUAUGAUACAUUUGUACAAUGUUAUAUUUAUAAUAAAGUGAUUAAGUGUUA